Messenger RNA from Lutra lutra (Eurasian river otter), 1679 nucleotides. RefSeq names its product HAUS augmin like complex subunit 4 (gene HAUS4). The transcript is spliced from 10 exons. The record is from RefSeq and is a predicted model, not a curated record. Gene Ontology annotation, molecular function: microtubule minus-end binding. Gene Ontology annotation, biological process: centrosome cycle; spindle assembly. The coding region runs from base 298 to 1389 and encodes 363 amino acids. Lineage: Eukaryota; Metazoa; Chordata; Mammalia; Carnivora; Mustelidae. Gene Ontology annotation, cellular component: HAUS complex.
GGACUCGCGCGCACUUCGGGCCUUUCCCGUACCUCCCCCGACCUUCCCGCGCGGUCCUCCCGGGCCUAUCUUCCCCCAGCCUCAGCGGCCGGCCCGAGUGAGAGGUUCCGGAGCCCGGGUGCGGGCGUGGUUUCGGUGUCGACGCUUCGGGCCAGCUCCCCCCAGCCGGCUCCGCACGGCCGCGGGAGCUUCAGCUGCCCUCGCGUGUGCAGGUUUGCCUCGGAGAGUCGGCGGGCCGCGCUGAGGGGAGGCGGAGUGCUGGGAGGUUCCACACAUUAAGAAUUUCGAGAAAAUCAGAUGGCAUCCGGGGAUUUCUGCUUACCCGGAGAAGGGAUGGAAAUACUCCAACAAGUGUGCAGCAAACAGCUUCCUCCUUGUAACCUGAGUGAAGAGGACCUGUUACGGAACCCACACUUCGGCAAACUGCUGCUGGGUCUGUCACAGCACAUGGAUGAGAGUGGCUUAAGCCUCACCCUGGCAAAGGAGCAGGCACAGGCAUGGAAGGAAGUUCGACUCCAUAAGACAAUAUGGCUGAGGUCUGAGAUUUUACAGAGAGUCAUUCAAGAGCUGCUUGUGGACUACUAUGUGAAGACACAAGACACAAAUUUAACUUUGGACGACAAAAAGUUUCACGAGACCCUUGAACAGCGGCUACUCGUGACUGAACUGACACGACUCUUGGGUCCCAGCCGGGAGAGGGAAAUGCCUCCACUGCUGGGGCUGGAGAAGGCGGACCUUCUGGAGCUCAUGCCCCCCUCAGAGGAUUUUGUAUGGAUGAGAGCUCGGCUCCCACUGGAAGUGGAGGAGCAGCUCAAAAAGAAAUGUUUCACCCUACUCUGCUACCAUGACCCCAAUUCAGAUUCAGACGGUGAAACCUUGAAGGCAGCAAAGGUGUGGAAACUGGCAGAGGUCCUAGUGGGUGAGAAGCAGCAAUGCCAGGAUGCCAAGAGCCAGCAGAAGGAGCAGAUGGUGCUGCUUGAGAAGAAGAGUGCCACCUAUUCCCAGGUGCUUCUGCGCUGCCUUGCCUUGCUGCAGAGGCUCCUUCAGGAGCACCGGCUGAAGACUCAGUCUGAGCUGGACCGCAUCAAUGCCCAGUACCUAGAGAUCAAGUGCAGUGCCAUGAUCCUUAAGCUGAGGAUGGAGGAGCUAAAGAUCUUGUCCGACACUUACACUGCUGAGAAAGUGGAAGUUCAUCGUCUCAUUAGGGACCGUUUGGAAGGGGCCAUUCGCCUACAAGAGCAGGACAUGGAGAAGUCCCGACAGGUCCUGAGCACCUAUGAGGUCCUUGGGGAGGAGUUUGACAGGCUGGUAAAAGAGUACACUUGCCUCAAGCAGGCAACUGAGAACAAGCGCUGGGCCCUCCGGGAGUUUAACAAGGCCUGCCGCUGACCGCCACCUCGCGGGGGUCCGGAGGCGGACUUCCACACAGGUGCGGCCUCCCCCUCCUGCUGAAAGGACCACCUCCACCUCAGGCCCACUUUCACUCCGGGAGUGUGGGGACACUUGCUUGAAACACUGCAGUGGGCUAGGCACCAUCCUGGUUUUUCUUCCUUGUUUACAGUGACUGAGUCUCUUCUGGGAAAUGGAGCAGAUUUAUAAAAUUCUGUGUGCAGCUCUUUGUCAGUGUCAGCCCUGUGUUAUAUUUGAUUAUCUCCUGAAUAAAGUGAUGAUGCUUUCUU